Messenger RNA from Prunus armeniaca (apricot), 387 nucleotides. The record is from the annotation of a GenBank genome assembly. NCBI's taxonomy places the organism in Eukaryota, Viridiplantae, Streptophyta, Magnoliopsida, Rosales, Rosaceae.
AUGCCGUUGUCAUCAUCUACUGUAAUUUACCUCCAAGUUCCAACCAGCAUCACUUGGGUUUGUCUCUGGAUUUCAAUCUCUUAUUUUACGUUUUGGAUCUCGAAAACUUGCAUUCUGUACACAAUCUUUGUUCCCCCAAGUGACUGGGAUUUGUCAGGCAAGCAAUCUCUCUUAUUCAAUAGGGAAACCCCUAAUUUGAUAGGGAAACAAUCCUCAACGCCCAACCAGAACCACCAAGCUCAACCAGAGUUUCCCCACCUCAUUCCUCUUCUGGAGAUACAACCCAUCAUGAAGGCAAACUUUGGGGACUCAAGGUUCAUUCCCACGCUUAAGAAAACUGGCAGGCAAUUUAAUGUGCAACUGCCACUUCAUGGGAGGAAAAUGUGA